UCCUCCUCAUUUCAGUGUAAGAUGGUGGUAAGAAGCUGCUAUCUGAAGAAAUAGUUAUACUGAAAAGGAAAACAUCAAACCGAUAUUUAAAAUAAGAGGUGGAUAAGUCAAUAAAGAAAUCUAAGCUGUUCGGAGGCAGUCAUCACCGCCCCAACUUCGUGUGAAUAGGCUAUCUGUGAAGUGGAAUCCCUGUAAUUGGAAAGCUAGCUAAAGUGAACCGCUGUGGUCUGAGGCUCUCCUUUCCCAGUGCAAUAGGAUGUCCCGUAGUCCCGAGCUGAAGGAGGACCCCAUGGAGUGCCCUUUGUGCAUGGAGCCACUGGAGAUCGACGACGUGAACUUCUUCCCAUGCACCUGCGGCUACCAGAUCUGCCGCUUCUGCUGGCAUCGAAUUCGCACGGAUGAGAACGGCCUGUGCCCAGCGUGCCGAAAGCCGUACCCCGAGGACCCGGCCGUGUACAAGCCCCUCUCACAGGAGGAGAUCCAGAGGAUAAAGAGCGAGAAAAAGCAGAAGCAGAAUGAGAGGAAGCAGAAGGUGACAGAGAACCGCAAACACCUGGCCAGUGUACGUGUCGUGCAGCGCAACCUGGUGUUUGUUGUGGGACUCUCACAGAGACUCGCUGACCCCGAGGUUCUUAAACGGCCAGAAUAUUUUGGAAAGUUUGGCAAAAUACAUAAAGUUGUCAUCAACAACAGUACAUCAUAUGCAGGCUCACAGGGUCCUAGUGCCAGUGCCUAUGUUACUUACAUCCGCUCAGAGGAUGCCCUAAGAGCAAUACAGUGUGUUAACAAUGUGGUAGUCGAUGGUAGAACACUUAAGGCUUCUUUAGGUACAACAAAAUACUGCAGUUAUUUUCUGAAAAGCAUGCAGUGCCCCAAGCCAGACUGUAUGUAUUUACAUGAACUGGGAGAUGAGGCAGCUAGUUUUACUAAAGAGGAAAUGCAGGCUGGGAAACACCAAGAAUAUGAACAAAAACUCCUGCAAGAUCUUUACAAACUGAAUCCCAACUUUCUACAAACAUCAACAUGUGGAGGGGAGAAGUCAAAAGGCAAAUCAAAUGCUACACAAAGACAGAAUAGUACCAGUAAAGAGAAUUGGCCCUUGCUACAGAGCUAUGGCAAAUUAGUUAACGGUUUACCUACAGAACAUCGCAAGUCCCCACCACUUUUAGACUGCCUGACAGAUUCAGAUCACAUGACUCCAGAUGAAGUAGACCCCGAGCUCAGCACGGACCAGAGCCCAGGCCUCCCAGCAUUCCCCUCGGCCCUAGAGCCUGCCAGUCCUGUUGAAAAACCAACGGAACCUGUAAGUAUAGGGAACGGAGAGAACACACAACAGGUUCCGAGCAGUGACUCACCCUCACCGCCUCCUGGGCUAUCAAAGCCCAGUCUGGUGGUGCCCAUCAGCAUGGCAGACCUCACAGCACGUUCCCCCUUCGAGGGAGCAGCUGCCGAGUCACAGUCUCUGUUCUCAGACAACAGCAACUUCAGGCACCCCAACCCCCUCCCCAGUGGACUGCCCUCUUUCCCCAGCUCACCGCAGGGCGGCUCAGAGUGGCCCAUGACCCCCGAACCCCACAGCCUUUUUGCCUCAGACACAAUCCCUGUCGCCUCCUCCACGGACUGGCAGGCUGCCUUUGGUUUUGGUUCCUCGGCCAAACAGCAGCAGCAAGAUGACGACCUAGGCUUCGACCCCUUCGAUGUAACCCGGAAGGCCCUGGCCGACCUCAUUGAGAAAGAGCUCUCUGUGCAGGAGGCCCCGCCCUGCUCACCCACACUCCCACCCCACACAGCUGCCAUCCCCAACGGACAACCACGCGGCCCCCAGCCGUUGCACCGCGGCCUCUUUGGCUCCUUCAGCCUGGCGCCACACAUCACCUCACGCCACCCCUGGAUGGGCCUGCCCACCCGCAACAAUCUCACGCACGUGAGCCACAUGGCCAGCACAGCACUCACGCACAGCCACUUCUUAGACGCAAGUGGCCCGCAUCAGCACCACAGCACAGGCCUCGGGGGGAUACCCAUAUCAGAAAGCAGUAGCUCAGCAGAAAGCAUCAACGUGAAAGAAUGGCAGGACGGUCUGAGAGCUCUCCUGCCAAACAUCAACAUCAACUUCGGAGGCCUCCCAAGCUCUACCUCCUCUUCCUCCUCCUCCUCCACUUCCAGCGUGAAUCACAUUGGGGUGUCGGCAGGGUCAGCAGGGGUCUCGCACAGUCUGAGCUGGGACGGCACGGCAAGCUGGAUGGACCCAGCCAUCAUCACCGGUGUCCCAGCAUCUGCGGGCAGUAGUUUGGACUGUCUCCAGGACGACAGCCCGCCCCACUGGCUGAAAUCCCUGCAGGCGCUGACGGAGGCAGAUGGACCCGGUGGCUCGGGGGCAGCGCCCCAGGCACAGCACACCGGCCUGCUGGACGCAGCGGCCCAGCUCUCGCUGCACAGAGCCGGCUGGGCCCCUUACCUCCCGCCCCCUACACUCACUCCCAGCCAGUUCCACUCUCCACCCCCAGGCUUCCAGACAGCCUUCAGACCCCCGGCGCAGACCGCCACGGACCUCCUACAGAGCGCCGGCAUGGACCGCCACUAGGGACAAGCCUCCAGCUCCAUCCACAUCCCUCCCUUCCUUUUAACUUAACUGUAACAACGCGUGAGGCUGCAGAAUAUCCCCAUCAUUAAUAACAUAACAUAAGCUCUUAUUCGUCUGACCCCUCUCCUUACAGCAUUUUUUUUUUUGAGGCACACUUUAAAUCGCCUUGUAAGGUGUGGAACGACACGCGGAGCAAAACUAGUGAGGGUGAUGAUUAGGUUGGCUCAUACAGAGGCUCCUAACUAAUGCAGAUGGUUCUGGUGAAAGAAAUGGCUAUCACUCUCUCACACACACACAUGCAGGAGAGGAGGUUUGAGGAACGUUGAAUGUUUGAAGUGCACAAAUGCAACUAAUGGUUAAAGAGAACAGAACUAGACUGUUGAAGUGUCUCGCCCACCAGUUUCCCAUCCAUCCUAGGCUGCUGUUCCGACCCAGCACUGUGAAUGUGCCGGUCUGCUCAGUGAUGGGGAUUGCAACUAUUCUGUCAAAGUGGAGAUGACUGAAAAUGUAUGGUCAUCUCAGAGGAGUCAACGCAGCACACCGGCGUCUCUGCCUCACGAGUCUGUGGCACAGGUCCACAGACGAGACUUGGUGACGCGGUGCAUGUGCAGCGGCCUCUGGUCCCCUGAGGGGGUUCCGAGGGCCCCCACGCGGCAUCGGGGGAGUCACUGCUGUACCUCUGUAUCAGAGGGUGGAGCGCUUCCCCACUGAAUGCUGGGGGCUCAGGUCCUGACUCACUAGCAGGCGAUCUACAGGGGACUUGAGAUGCCACUGUGUGGCACUCAGUCUCUCCGCUCCUAGUGAGGGAGAAGCAUCAAGACCGCAGAACACAUUCAUUAAACCCAUCAAUAUUAAGUGUCAGUGAUGCAGGUUUCAGUAGCCAAGGAAGGAUAGAGAUAGCAAAGAAGGGUGAUGGUUUUAAAGACAAAGACGAGAUUGCUGAUAAUGUGAGCAUCGUUAAAGACAGUAACACAAUUACUUCUGGCUAUUUCAGGGCCUCCGAAUCAUUUCCCUUUUUUUCUUUCCCUCUACUGUGUGGCCCAUCCUAAACAGUAUUUAUCAGACACAAUCAUUCAUUCUUUCAGGCAAAGUCAAUAUAGUCCAACCUUUUGGUUUUAACAUGCUGCUGAGAUAACACAUUUAACACGAAGUGAAGAGCGAAAAGAAUAAAAUAAUUGACUCCUUUUCUGCAGGUCUGGAACAACAAAAUCCUAAAUAAAAUUGAAUACUCAGUU
This is a messenger RNA of Electrophorus electricus (electric eel), 3816 nucleotides long. It is a transcript of the gene cnot4a, whose product is annotated as CCR4-NOT transcription complex, subunit 4a. The record is from RefSeq and is a predicted model, not a curated record. Gene Ontology annotation, molecular function: RNA binding; metal ion binding; ubiquitin-protein transferase activity. Lineage: Eukaryota; Metazoa; Chordata; Actinopteri; Gymnotiformes; Gymnotidae. Gene Ontology annotation, biological process: protein ubiquitination. Gene Ontology annotation, cellular component: CCR4-NOT complex.